CCCAGAUCACCCCGAGUUUGAAGCGAUUUAUUCCCUAAACACAGAGUUUAGUGUCUGUUUUGGUGUCAUGGCGGAGGAGGAGCUCCGGGGGCGGGAGCAGCGGGCCGCGGCCUGAGCUGUGCCCGGGAUCAGGCGCCUCUGGGCGGGCACAGACUCACAGCCCCGCGGAGCUGCGCCUGGAUCUGAUCUGCGGUUCUGAUAGAACUUAUUAUUAUUAUUAUUAUUAUUGAAGACUGAAAUGCAAAGCUCAUAAAUAAUAUUUAUUUUAGCCUUUUCUUUGGACCAAUAAAUAAUAUAAUAAAAAUGUACAGCAGCAGUUCAUCCCUCACCUCGAAUACUUAAAUUAUUUAAAUUAACACAUGACACAAGUGAAGGCCUGGAUUUUAUAACUCUAAAAUUAACCCUAUAAAUAAAUAAAAAAAAUUAAAAAAAAAGUAUAAUAGACGGAUGGUGAAGGCCCAGUUCAUCAUUCUGAGAUGUUUUAUGGGGUUUCCCUGUGACGCCGCUGUCCGCCUGCAGGGGGCGCUAUGGGUCUGACUCUGGGAGACUGGGAGCGUCUGUCUCCGCUCAGACCCGAGCGUCUCCGAGCAUCAGUCCGAGGAGAGGCGAUGCUGCAGCUGCCACACCACAGCCCCUGACCCCGAGCAUUCACGGCCCGCGACAGGAGCACCAUCCGCCCGGGAGAGGAGCACCAUCCGCCCGGGAGAGGAGUACCAUCCGCCCGGGAGAGGAGUACCGAGAGGCCGAGGAAAGCAGCAGCGAGGCCGGGGAGAGCGUCAGGGAGCCCGGGCUGGAGUUUUAUUUCUUCGCCGGUGUGGUUCUGUGUUCUGUCCGCGCUUGGAGACUCUGCCCCGGUGACUGUGGGUUCGUUUGACCCGCAGGAGCAGCUCUCGGGCCGGGGACAGACUGAGGCAGAGCCCGGGCGGACAGGGGGAAACUGUAGCCGGAGAGGGGCUGCUCUGGGUCGGCUGGAUUCUCGCGUCAGCCCCGGUGGUUCUGGAGGAUGAAGAGGAGCGGGCAGAGCAGGCGGGUGGUCCAGGAGGUGGCGCUGGUGGGUCCGGUUCCUGAUAAAGUGGGCUGGGUCAGACAGUUCUGUGGGCGUGGCCUGUUCAGGGAGCUGUGGAAGAACCGAUACCUGGUCCUGAAACGAGACCGACUCUGGGUCUGCUCCAAAGAGGUGAAGGACGAGUGUCGGGCUCAACUCGUCUUGGAUUUGUCCAAAUUCGAUCGUUGUGAAGAAAUGAAGAAAGAAAAAAGUCGCAGCAAAAAAAACCACAGUCGCUUCAUCCUCCAGAAAAACACCAGCACGAAUACUGUCCACACUCUGGUCUUUGUGGCUCUGAGUCCUGAGGAGAAAGAAUCCUGGAUCCAGGUCCUGAACUCGGCCAUCACCCGAGCCAAGAGCCGACCCCGAGACCCCGCCUUAGACCAGGUGGCGCUGGAGGACGUGUCUCUGGUACAUUUGACAAAGGAGCGGGUUCGUGUUCCUGUGGGGCGCAGACUCCCGUCACGAGGACACCUGCUCACUGUGGCGUCGUCGUCUUGUGGGGCUCUGAGCCUGGACUUGGUCUCAGAGGACGACUUGUGGAGCAGAGGAUCAUGGGAGCGGGGCGUGCACGUGGGGGGGGGGCGUGCACGUGGACUGCAGGGUGGGGGGGGGCGGCAGAGGGCGGGAACCGACGUGUCCAAACUCAGACCCAGAGAGACCCGGGUCAAGACCGGGACCAAGACCGGGUCUCUGCCCCGAGCCAGCGAGAGGAACUGGGGCCGAGGAGAAACCAGCAAAGUCCUGAAGAACCGAGGCCACGCCCAGGUGUUUAAGGGUCAGAGUCGGACUCCUCAGCCCGGGAAGAAGCUCAGUUCUCAGGGAAGAAACCGCUGUGCGUCCAUGGACCAAGUCCUGACCUCCAGACCCGGUCUGGUCCGGUCCGAGCUCCGGUCUGAGGAGGCUCCUGUGGGGCAGCUCCAGAGUCUCAUCGCUCAGAAGAUGCAGAGAGCCCAAGAACUGCUGGAGGAGAUGAGACUGCAGGAGCUACAGAAAACCAAGGCUCAACGAGAACGAUCCACCCACAAGAACUCGCCCAAGAACCAGACCAAGACCCAGAACCAGACCAAGACCCAGAACCAGACCAAGAUCCAGUCCAGGUCUGGAGGAUCUGCAUCUCCACGAGUCAAGACCAAAGACUCUCCUCAGACCAAGACCAAAGCCAGAGACCAGACCAGGGACCAGACCAGGGACCAGACCAGGGACCAGACCAGGGACCAGACCAGACCAGACCAGAGACCAGACCAGGGACCAGACGACCAGGGACCAGACCAGGGACCAGACCAGAGACCAGACCAGAGACCAGACCAGGGACCAGACCAGAGACCAGACCAGGACCAGACCAGGGACCAGACCAGGGACCAGACCAGGGACCAGACUUGUCCACAAUCUUCACCAAACCCAGACCAAACCAAACCACGUGAGAGUCGAUCCAGAUCUGGACCAGAACCAGAUCUGGGUUUGGAGAAGAACCAGGAGGGACCGAAACUGGACCAGAACCACGGCCCAGAAGAGAAAGAGUCAGAAGAGAAACCAGGUCUAAACCAGGACUUGGAGGAGGUCCUGGAGGAGGACUCGGACCCGGACCAGGACCCGGACCAGGACUCGGCUCAGGACCAGGACCAGGACUCAGACCAGGAGCAGGACCAGGACCAGGAGCAGGAGCAGGAGCAGGACUCGGACCGGACUCCCGGUGUCCAGGAGCAGCGUGCAGAGGCGGAGCGUCUCCUGCAGGAGGCGCUGUGCUCCUGGAAACAGGCCCAGGAGGUUCUGAGGGAAGUGAAGGAUCUACAGAGUCAAACGCUCAGGAGACAGAGACGCAAGACCUACCAGAACCUGAAACCGGACCAGGACCAGGACCAGGACCAGAACCUAAAACCUGACAGAGACCAGAACCAGGAGCAGAACAGAGACCAGGACAAAGAUCCAGGACUCAACCAGGACCAGACCAAGACCGAGAGCAGGACCGACCCGAGCCCAGGAGCAGCUACAGACGAAGAACCAGACCAGAAUCAGACCAGAACCUGCUCACCUGAGGGGGCGGGGCCGGGGGCGGGGCCACAGGACACAGACGGCCAAUCCUAACACAGCAUCUCAGCCACUUCCUGUAACAUCCCGAGUGUGCGGACGUGACCCGGCUCCACCCGCUCUGGCUCCGGUUCUGUCUGUGUGUGACCUUUGACCUUUGACCUUUGACCCCGCUCUCUGUACCUGCUGCUGUCAGGCUCCUCCCCCUGACCCCUGACCUCUGACCCCGGGGUUUGAACUUCAGCGUUUUGUCCAGAUCAGGAUCUGAACAUGAAGAACUGACCAAUCAGACGCCUCCUUUCCCCGAGGCCCCUCCCACUGCCUUAGCAACAGGUUUGAUUGACAGCGUUGCUAAGGGAGGGGGCGUGACCUUCACCAGCCUGGCUCCUGAUUGGCUCUUUGGUUGCCAUGACACUCGCUUCAACAUCGUCUUCCUCCGACAAACAAACAAAUAAACAAACAAACAAAUAAACAAGCUCCAGUGCGGAACAUUCCCUCUCGGUAGAACAGUUAAAGCUCCAGUGCGGAACAUUCCCUCACGGUAGAACAGUUAAAGCUCCAGUGCGGAACAUUCCCUCACGGUAGAACAGUUAAAGCUCCAGUGCGGAACAUUCCCUCACGGUAGAACAGUUAAAGCUCCAGUGCGGAACAUUUCCUCACGGUAGA
Boleophthalmus pectinirostris (great blue-spotted mudskipper) is the source of this 3739-nucleotide messenger RNA. Its product is annotated as pleckstrin homology domain-containing family O member 1-like. Lineage: Eukaryota; Metazoa; Chordata; Actinopteri; Gobiiformes; Gobiidae. Gene Ontology annotation, biological process: regulation of myoblast fusion. Gene Ontology annotation, cellular component: muscle cell projection membrane; ruffle membrane. The record is from RefSeq and is a predicted model, not a curated record.